Molecule: messenger RNA, 1215 nt
Organism: Closterium sp. Naga37s-1
Lineage: Eukaryota; Viridiplantae; Streptophyta; Zygnematophyceae; Desmidiales; Closteriaceae
Source: the annotation of a GenBank genome assembly
AUGCUCCUGCCGCAACGCAGAGAACUCCGCGGUCGCCCUCACCCCGCCGCUGUCGCCUGCGCGCUCGUCUCCCGCCGCUGGCUGCGCCUCUCCGCGCUUCUCCCCCGCGCCAUCACUGUUCCCCCGGGUCUGCUAUUACACCCCCGCGCCCUCCUGCAUACGCUCUCCGCCUUCCCCCACCUGCGCUCCCUCACUCUACACGGGGACUCCUGCCGAAGCAUCAGCAGCAGCAGCAGAGGGACCGUCAGUGAUUGGCUCAUCGCCCGCCUGGCAGCGCUGCCGCAGCUGACGUCACUGUCGCUCGUUGGCGUUGUGGCAAUCCCGAGGCUCUCCCCCUUGGCGCCCUCCCUGCUGUGCUUAGAGAUCCGUGACGCAGGGGAGGGGGUGAUGUGGCUCCCUGGAAAUUGCCUAGGGCAGCUGACGUGUCUGCAGGAGCUGGUUUUGAAGGACUGCUUGGCGCUGCGGCAGCUUCCGGCGUCGCUUGCAUUGCUGCCGUCGCUGCAGCGCAUUCGCGUGGAGGGAUGCUAUUCGAUGGCGCUUGUCGCUUGGACGAUGCCAAGGGAUGGCUGUGGGUUGGCAGCUGUGCCUUCACAGGAGGAGGAUGGGGAGCGACGGGUGGGUGAAGGCCGAAGAAAGGGGAUUCAAUUCCACGAUGAUGAUAACGCGGUUGUUUCGGUGAUGUCGGGGGGUGAGAGUGAUGAAGGGGAUGUGGGGGCAAGCUGUGGGCAGCAACUGCCGCCUCAUUGGCGAAGGCGACAGCGGCGCCAACGGAAGAAGCUUCACCGCUGCCAAGAGAAGGCUCAGCAGCAGCAGCAGCAGCAGCAGCAGCAGCAGCAGCAGCAGCAGCAGUCGUCACAGGCUGACAGUCUGAGUAAGCAGGGUGGUGGUGUCGCCACUGUCACGGCAGCAGCACAGCCGCGGCACCCCCUCUUCUUUUCCAAACUGCAACACCUCGAGCUUGCUGACGUGUCAGCCCUUCAGCACCUGCCACGUGGCAUCCUCCAGCUCCACUCGCUCACGCGCCUCGUGCUGGACGGCUACUCAGGCUCCUCCUUUUCGGCUACUGGCAGCAGUGACUCCGAGUCAACCGAGUCAACCAGCUGCCCGGAUGCCUUUCCCUGCCUGCCGCCUGCCCGUCCCUCACCAUCCUCUCCAUCGAAAACUGCCCGCACUUCUCUUCCCUCCUCACUCCUCCUCCCAGCCUGCAAACCUUAA